GUCCUUUUGUUCUUGUUCAUCGUAUUUAUGUUUAUGUCGUCUCUCAAUCGCGUUUCUGGAGAAGACCCUGUUGAUAUUUACUGUCCCAGUGAAUUCCCACUGUACAACCUCAAUAGUUCAUUCCAUCACAACCUCAACCUUGUUCUGGGGUUGCUUUCCUCCGACACCGCUUCAAAGGCUGGUUUCUAUAACACUUUUAUAGGAGAAGAGACAAACAAAGUGUACGGACAGUCACUGUGCAGAGGGGACAUCGGCAACUACACAGUUUGCAAAGAAUGCAUUGAGAAAGCAAGCCAAGAUAUCAUCAAUAGGUGCAGGAGUGAAAAUGCAAUGAUAUGGUAUAACCUUUGCCAAGUACGCUACUCCUUUCAGAGCUUUGAUGUGGUGGCUUACACCGGAAAGUACCCCAAGCAGAAUGAUGAGGAGAAGAAUGUUUCUGAUCCUAUUCGAUUUAGGGAAUACUUGACUUUUCUAAUGAAGAAUCUCUCGAACGAGGCUGCUUUCAAUCCUGUCAAGAACAUGUUUGCGGCAGGUGAAAUUGACUAUCCUGGGAAGAAGACAAUUUAUGGGUUGGUCCAAUGUACGAGGGACAUGUCCCACGACGGCUGUAGCACUUGUUUGAGUAACGCCUUCACAGAAAUCACUGCAUGCUGCUCCUACAGAGAAGGUGGGAUUAUUCUUAGUCGUACUUGCAAUAUGAGGUUCCAAAUGUCUCAGUUCUUCAAUGCUUCUUCUGCGUAUAUGUUGGUUUACCCAACUUCCUCAGCACUUGUUGUUGGGUUGGGCAUUGCAUGCUUACGAGGAAAGAAAAAUAGAGACAGAGAUGAAGAAAUGAGUGAACGAACGCUAUUACAAGAGUUGACUACCCCUAAGCAUGUGGCAGUCACAGAAGAAGGUGAUUUGAUUAGUUCCGAAGAACUGUUGUUCAUGACUUUAGCUUCAAUCAGGGUUGCUACUGAUGACUUUUCAGAUACAAAUAAGCUGGGACAAGGAGGGUUUGGUGCAGUGUACAAGGGUGUUCUGGCAGAUGGUAAUGAAAUAGCAGUCAAAAGAUUGUCGAGGAAAUCUUGGCAAGGCAUAGAAGAAUUUAAAAAUGAAGUUGUGUUGAUUGCCAAACUUCAACACAAGAAUUUGGUGAGGCUGUUAGGUUGUGCCUUGGAGGGAGAAGAAAAGUUACUGAUAUAUGAAUUCAUGUCAAACAAAAGCCUUGAUCAACUUAUAUUUGAUCCAGAAAAACGUUCAAAGCUUGAUUGGAAGACAUACAAUGGUAUUAUCGAUGGCAUAGCGAGAGGACUGCUUUAUCUCCACGAGGAGUCUCGCCUUAAAAUCAUUCACAGAGACUUAAAACCCAACAAUGUGUUGUUAGACCACGAACUGUUGGCUAAAAUAUCAGAUUUUGGUAUGGCCAGGAUAUUUUCUGAGAAUCAGAAUGCAGCAAACACCAAAAGAGUUGUGGGAACAUAUGGAUAUAUGGCUCCAGAGUAUGCAAUGGAAGGAUUGUUCAGUGUGAAAUCCGAUGUGUUCAGCUUUGGCGUUAUCUUGCUUGAAAUCAUCAGCGGAAAAAGAAACAGUGGUUUUUACCAAACCGAACUUGCCCCGACACUGCUGGCAUAUGCAUGGCGAGUGUGGAAUGAAGGAAAAGCAUUGGACUUUGUGGAUCCAGUGGUGUUGGAAUCAUGCCUUGCAUCUGAAGUUGUAAGAUGCAUGCACAUUGGGCUUCUGUGCGUGCAGGAAAAUCCGGAACACAGGCCCACCAUGUCAGCUGUGAUGCUUCUCCUGGGAAGUGAAUCAAUGGUCCUUCCCCAACCAAAACAACCUGCUUUUUCUUUGAGUAGGGUGCUUCGUCUCGAUCCAUCUACAAAAACCAAUCCUUCAGGAAAUGAGAUUAUAUUUUCUGAUAUUUUACCACGAUGAUGGGGAAGACUUGGUCUACUUGUCAUGUUUCAUGUUCUAAUGCUUAACGAAAACAACAGUAUUCUUGACCUAUGGACAAAUGUUCCUUUCAUGGCUGUCC
Vigna umbellata (rice bean) is the source of this 2014-nucleotide messenger RNA. NCBI's taxonomy places the organism in Eukaryota, Viridiplantae, Streptophyta, Magnoliopsida, Fabales, Fabaceae. The record is from RefSeq and is a predicted model, not a curated record.